UGUAUGGAAAAUUUUGGCGUCCUUGGUUGUGGACCUAAUUUUCCCAAUUUAUAAUGAGUUAUUUAUAGAUACGGUUUUAAUCAUGAGUACACAGUUGAAUCGUUCAGAGAAGGCACGGGAACGAUGGAAACUUUUAGCAAAGGCAUUAAAAGGAGAAAGAUCUGAUGAGACAUGUCAGAGUACUGUGUCCGUCCGAAGGUUCGGCAGCUAUAGCCUACUACAGACUCAGGAACUCUCUACACCCGAAGAUGUGAAAAAUUGCGGAUCAACAUGGCACCGCUACACUUGUCCUGAAGUUCAGAACUUUUCCAUGACCAUCAGACACUUAGCGGGGACGAUAAAACCUGAGACUGUGUUUGGUUUUAACAAUACAGGGAAUGUUUGUGUUUGGCCCUCAGAAGAAGUGAUGGCCUACCAUACUCAGACGUACCUUAACGACUUCAGUGGAGCAGCAGUCUGUGAGUUGGGAGGUGGAAUGACCUGUCUAGCUGGAGUCAUGCUAUCCAUAUUGUCUGAUGCUGAAAGCAUGCUACUGACAGAUGGCAAUGAAGAAUCUGUGGAUAAUCUAAACAAGAUAAUCGAAAACAACAGUUCAGCCUUUGGAAAGACAAAGGUUACAAGCAGAAUGUUGCGGUGGGGGAGUGGCCCGGUAGAGGAAUCCCUGGUCGAGAAGUUUGAUAUCAUCCUCUGCGCUGACUGUUUGUUUUUUGAUGAAGGCAGGAAAGAUCUUGUGGACCUAGUUUAUACCAUGCUCAAACCAAAAGGUAAGGUGUUAAUGUAUGCACCACGGCGAGGCAAGACAUUUGACCAGUUUGUCACGUUAGCCGGAGAGAAGUUUCACACCACUGUAAAGGAGGAGUAUGAUCCUACAGUAUGGAGUCUUCAUAAAAAGAUGGAUGCAAAAGGCCUGGAGCACUAUGAUGCCAACAUUCAUUUCCCCUUAUUUCUGUCCAUGGAGCGAAUCAACGAGGCUAGCUGAUACCUGUACUGUUGAUAAUGUGACCUUGUGAUACUAAUUUAGAUCCAUGAACACUUGGAACUUCAUACAACACCUUGGAUUUGAUAUGUGUAUAAAUAUACAUGCACAAAGAAUUUAAAUAUUUCAUUCAAUGGAAAACUGUUUUCUCCCAAACAGCGAAAAAUCAGGGGGAAAAACACACUUAUUAUAUGUUACAAAUUUAAUCUUAUAUCUGUAAGAAAAUUUUUUUGAACAAUGAUUAAGAUCAAUGCAUGACAUAAAUACCCUGUCAGUAUAAUGCAUGACAUAAAUACCCUGUCAGUAUAAACACCUUCCACAAAAAGGUAAUAUUGUUUUGAAAAAUAUAGUUCCCUAGUUACAAAAUGGAUGCUGAAUCUCACAUCCAAAGUUUUGUGGCACAAUAUUUAUGGAGUUCCGGGUGAUUAUGAAUGUACACUGCCUUCCAAAUAACCAUGACAUAUUGUCCGGACUUUCUGUCACUUUAUAGAAUUUUUAGAAAAAGAAAUUUUUUGAGGAAAUUUAUUUUUCAACAAUUACACGAUUGUUACACUGUAAAACGUAUUAUGAUAUAAAGCUAUUAAGUAAAAAAACCCAAAAAACUGCAAUAUUUAAAUCUGAAUAAUUAUACUGGAUUUUGCAUUAUACUGUUUUAAAAAGAAGUUCCAUGACUUAUGGAGAGCAGUGUAUAUUUAUACACAUGGUGUUAAAUGUACCAAAGACGUCUGUAUUACGCAGACUAGGUAACGAUACUCAGACAGAAAUUGAUACUCAUUGUUGUGUAAAGCUGAUAAGACUGUGAUCUAAGUUUAACAGUUCAUACUAAAGUGAUUUUAUCUCUAUAGAUAUUUUUACAAGGUAUAGUCAUUAAAAUCCAAAAUUGCGAUGGAAUGUUUCAUUAAACAUAUCAUUAUAGAUACAGUUGUACCUCCUAACUGUAAAUCAGUUAUAUCUUGUGUGCGAUUUAUUUCUGCAUUAAUCUGCGAGUAGAAUCAAUCGCAAAUUCAAAUCCUCCCCAAUUAUUUGUACGAAAAUAACACCUUUGGAUGACAGCAAAGCUAUUGGUAAAGAAUACGAGUUUUGUGGAGUCCAUGGCUCUAAAAGCUCAUCAUUUGCAAUUUUAAAGUCAUUUCUAGAUCAGCGUUUGUGAAUUAUGUACAUUUGUAUUUGCAAAUAUGUCUGAAGAGAUAGUUUCGUGAAAUAAAGUAUUCGCGAAAUCUAAGUGAUUUACAGUAUCACCGAUUUGAACAAAUUAACGAUUUUCUAAUCCCAUGUGAUUGUCCCUGAACUAAGUACAUUUGUAUACUGUUAUGCCCGUCAAUUUUGUGUAUUUUCAUGUUAGUAAACUUAAAAAAUACCCUUAACCAAAUUAACCAAAAAAAAAGACUUUAGAAAAGUAAUUUAGUGUUAACUGUGAAGAUAUUCCUCUUUAUUUUCAGCAUUUUGGAAAAACAACAGACUUUUUUUCUUGACAGUCAAGGAGCUCAUAGAAGUUGGCCACCCUUUCCCCUUCCUGUGUGUACAUGAAAUAGGUGUAAAGAUACAUUGUCAACUGGUUUGAUGAUGAUGGGGUUUGAUUGUAUGUAUAUUGUUUGUAUGUAUGACAUGUACAAUAUCUGUUUACAAUGAAAGUUGCUGAUUUUUUUUAAUUUGUGAAUUUUUUAGAUAUUAUUUAUUAAAGUAUAUAAGUAUGUAGGUAUAGAAUGUUACAUCAUUCCUCGGUGUAGUGGUUUUUACUGUGUUAGAGCGUUGUACAUUUAUUUUCUAUGCUUUAUAGACAUUCUGCUUUUUGAAAAAAAAUAUGCAAACAAAACCACAUUCCAAUAUGUUAGAAAAAUCUGCAAAAGGGGCUAUAUUUUAUUUUAGGCCUGCUACCUGUAUAUAUGUAUCCAGACUUGUACAAACCUACAUGUGACAUACAAACAUUGCUCAUGUGUGACCGACAUGUGACAUACAAACAUUGCUCAUGUGUGACCUACAUGUGACAUACAAACAUCACUCAUGUGUGACCGACAUGUGACUACAAACGUCACUCAUGUGUGACCUACAUGUGACCUACAAACAUUGCUCAUGUGUGACCUACAUGUGACAUACAAAGGUCACUCAUGUGUGACCUACAUGUGACAUACAAACGUCACUCAUGUGUGACCGACAUGUGACUACAAACGUCACUCAUGUGUGACCGACAUGUGACUACAAACGUCACUCAUGUGUGAUCUACAUGUGACAUACAAAUGUCACUCAUGUGUGACCUACAUGUGACCUACAAACAUUGCUCAUGUGUGACCUACAUGUGACAUACAAAGGUCACUCAUGUGUGACCUACAUGUGACAUACAAACGUCACUCAUGUGUGACCGACAUGUGACUACAAACGUCACUCAUGUGUGACCGACAUGUGACUACAAACGUCACUCAUGUGUGACCGACAUGUGACUACAAACGUCACUCAUGUGUGACCUACAUGUGACAUACAAACGUCACUCAUGUGUGACCUACAUGUGACAUACAAACCUUACUGAAGUGUGACUUGAGUUAACCUGUUUUGAAGUAAUUGAUGUUUGAAGUUUUACACAUUAGUAUUAUUGACUAGUCUUUGUUUUGAUGUGUUUUGAGUUCCUUACAUCCUGAUUUAAUUUUUGCUGACUCAUGGAUGAUUGACUUUAUGUAAUUUCUAUUUUUAUACGUUUUAAAAUGUCCUUGAAUUGUCCUUGUACAUAUACCAACUUUAUCUGUGGGUAUGCUGAAUUACAUGUAAAUACUGGAUAUUUAUAAUUUCUAUGUUAUUAUUAGGUUAAUGUAAUUACCAAAUAGUUACUAAGUACAUGUAAUUACCAAGUAGUUAUAUGUAAUUACUCAACAGAUGUAAGUACAUAAAGAGACAUAAUAUCCUAGCUGCUACAACAUAGCUCUCCUGAGAUACCUAUCUAUAUAGGGACAGAGGAGACAGGGUAAGAUUGUUCAUUUUGACAGUAUCCACAGGGACUUGACACAAAUUCUCAACACACUGUCCUUAUACAUGUAUAUAGAUCACCGCUAAGGAACUUGUGCCAAGUCCCUGUGAUUGUUUCCAUUAAUGGGGUGGUAACUGGUGUGAACAUUUGCCACAAUGACUAUACAUAUCAUAUCAUUGGUGAACAUUGAAAUAAAACAAAAGAGUAUUGGAUA
This is a messenger RNA of Pecten maximus, 4143 nucleotides long. Its product is annotated as calmodulin-lysine N-methyltransferase-like. Bases 83 to 979 code for a protein of 298 amino acids. Gene Ontology annotation, molecular function: calmodulin-lysine N-methyltransferase activity. The record is from RefSeq and is a predicted model, not a curated record. NCBI's taxonomy places the organism in Eukaryota, Metazoa, Mollusca, Bivalvia, Pectinida, Pectinidae. Gene Ontology annotation, cellular component: cytoplasm. The transcript is spliced from 11 exons.